AUGCUGGCAGCGGUUGUAGCCCAGCUGAUGCCACCUCAGGCUGCAGCUCUUGCCAUCAGGUAUGCAUCCAAGAAGACAGGUGGCAGCUCCAAACACCUUGGUGGAAAGUCACCAGGUGCUCAUGUGGGGCUGGGGAAGAAGUAUCUGUAUGCCCUGGAGAAGGGGGUCGUUGGUUACACUAAGGAGGUCUUCAUGCCCCACCCCAACAACGUGGAGGCUGUGGAUCUGUCACUCAGGCUGCCCAAGGGCACUGUGGUUCCUGCCAAGCCUGAGGGUAUCUUCAAACUGGUAGCUCUGCUUUGA
Molecule: messenger RNA, 303 nt
Organism: Pteronotus mesoamericanus
Lineage: Eukaryota; Metazoa; Chordata; Mammalia; Chiroptera; Mormoopidae
Product: 39S ribosomal protein L27, mitochondrial-like
Exons: 2
Coding region: 1-303 (100 amino acids)
Source: RefSeq, a predicted model, not a curated record